UGAGCAGUGUUGUUCAAUAGUAGGCCUGUGUGAGAAGUAAAAAAGUGUGCCGCAGGACUUUUGCUCUGAAAAUUGUGUGAAAAACGCGUUUGUGCUCCUGCAAUAGGAGUGUACUGCUUUAAACUUGAACUGAUCUACUUAAUUAGUUAUACGAAAGGACUGAAAAAGGCGUAAAAAAUGGUUAACUUCACCGUAGACGAAAUUCGUGCCAUGAUGGACAAAAAGCGGAACAUCCGUAAUAUGUCCGUCAUCGCCCACGUUGACCACGGCAAGUCGACGCUUACCGAUUCGCUAGUCUCAAAGGCCGGUAUCAUUGCCGGUGCGAAGGCAGGUGAGACCCGUUUUACCGAUACCCGUAAGGACGAGCAGGAACGGUGCAUCACUAUCAAGUCGACUGCCAUCUCGAUGUACUUCGAACUGGAUGACCAGGAUCUGGUGUUCAUCACCAACCCGGACCAGCGCGACAAGGAUUGCAAGGGCUUCUUGAUCAAUCUGAUCGAUUCGCCCGGGCACGUCGAUUUCUCGUCGGAAGUAACUGCUGCGUUGCGUGUCACCGACGGUGCUCUGGUGGUCGUCGAUUGUGUGUCGGGCGUGUGCGUCCAGACCGAAACCGUACUGCGCCAGGCCAUCGCCGAGCGUAUCAAGCCGGUCCUGUUCAUGAACAAGAUGGACCGCGCUUUGCUGGAACUGCAGCUGGAGGCUGAGGAUCUGUACCAGACCUUCCAGCGUAUCGUGGAGAACGUGAACGUCAUCAUCGCCACCUACAACGACGAUGGCGGCCCAAUGGGUGAGGUGCGUGUCGAUCCGUCCAAGGGUUCCGUCGGUUUCGGAUCUGGUCUGCACGGAUGGGCUUUCACGCUCAAGCAGUUCGCCGAGAUGUACGCUGUCAUGUUCAAGAUCGAUGUCGUGAAGCUAAUGAACCGUUUGUGGGGAGAGAACUUCUUCAAUGCCAAGACAAAGAAAUGGGCCAAGGUUAAGGAUGACGACAACAAGCGCUCGUUUGUCAUGUACGUGCUGGACCCGAUCUACAAGGUGUUCGAUGCUAUUAUGAACUACAAGACUGACGAGAUUCCAAAAUUGCUGGAGAGAAUUAAGGUUACGCUGAAACACGAGGACAAGGAUAAGGACGGAAAGAACCUGCUGAAGGUUGUGAUGCGUACCUGGUUGCCGGCUGGAGAAGCUUUACUUCAGAUGAUUGCCAUUCAUUUGCCAUCGCCAGUGGUUGCGCAGAAGUACCGUAUGGAGAUGCUGUACGAGGGUCCGCAUGAUGACGAAGCCGCUGUUGCCGUCAAGAACUGCGAUCCAGAAGGACCACUCAUGAUGUACGUGUCUAAGAUGGUGCCGACUUCCGAUAAGGGACGUUUCUAUGCCUUCGGUCGUGUAUUUGCCGGUAAGGUCGCCACUGGCCAGAAAUGCCGUAUCAUGGGCCCUAACUAUACCCCAGGCAAGAAGGAAGAUUUGUACGAGAAGGCAAUCCAGCGCACCAUUCUGAUGAUGGGACGUUAUGUUGAGGCCAUUGAGGAUGUCCCGUGCGGUAAUAUUUGCGGUCUGGUCGGCGUUGAUCAGUUCCUCGUGAAAACCGGAACAAUCAGUACCUUCAAGGAUGCUCACAACAUGAAGGUCAUGAAAUUCUCUGUCUCACCUGUGGUGCGUGUUGCCGUCGAACCCAAGAACCCGGCUGAUCUACCCAAGCUGGUAGAAGGUCUUAAGCGUUUGGCCAAGUCUGAUCCUAUGGUGCAGUGUAUUAUUGAGGAAUCCGGUGAGCACAUCAUUGCCGGUGCUGGUGAAUUGCAUUUGGAAAUUUGCCUGAAGGAUCUGGAAGAAGAUCACGCAUGUAUACCUCUGAAGAAAUCCGACCCCGUUGUGUCGUACCGUGAGACCGUGUCGGACGAAUCUGACCAGAUGUGUCUGUCCAAGUCGCCCAACAAGCACAACCGUCUGUUCAUGAAGGCCGUCCCGAUGCCGGACGGUUUACCCGAGGAUAUUGACAACGGUGACGUUAACUCGCGUGACGACUUCAAGAUCCGUGCCCGUUAUCUGGCCGAGAAGUACGAUUACGAUGUAACUGAAGCCCGUAAGAUCUGGUGCUUCGGCCCGGACGGUACAGGCCCGAACAUCGUGGUUGACUGCACCAAGGGUGUGCAGUAUCUGAACGAAAUCAAGGACUCCGUCGUCGCUGGCUUCCAGUGGGCCUCGAAGGAAGGUGUCUUGGCUGAGGAGAACAUGCGUGGUGUCCGUUUCAACAUCUAUGACGUUACGCUGCAUGCUGACGCUAUUCAUCGUGGUGGUGGUCAAAUCAUUCCGACCGCUCGUCGUGUCCUGUACGCUUCGUACAUCACCGCCGCUCCACGUAUCAUGGAACCGGUCUACCUGUGCGAAAUCCAAUGUCCGGAAGUUGCCGUCGGUGGUAUCUACGGUGUGCUCAAUCGUCGUCGUGGACACGUUUUCGAGGAAGCCCAGGUUGCCGGUACGCCCAUGUUCGUCGUGAAAGCGUAUCUGCCCGUCAACGAGUCGUUCGGCUUUACCGCUGAUCUGAGAUCCAACACCGGCGGACAGGCGUUCCCGCAGUGUGUGUUCGACCACUGGCAGAUCUUCCCCGGAGAUCCAGCUGACCCCAGCACCAAAGUGUACAAUAUCGUUCAGGAUAUCCGUAAGCGUAAGGGUCUGAAGGAUGGUCUUCCGGAUCUGACACAGUACUUGGACAAAUUGUAAACAGUUUCCAAUCUUAACAAAACACACACACGAAUCAAACAAACUAGAGGAAUGUAACCAAUUCAGCUACAACAAUUAUUAUAAAUUUAAUUUAUAAAUGUUUACAACAAAUCCUAAACAUUGCUAAACAACACACACGAGCACACACAAUUUCAAUUACCAAACCAGCAGCCAAUCGACAUACCUUCUGCAGUCGCUUUUCGUCAGCUUAUCCAAGUGUCCCCCGAAGUUCAAACCAAAAGUCGGAUCUACCAUCGCUUGGCGUCGAAAAAAAGCAGCAACCAAAAUAAUAGAUGGGCUCAACAGUUCCCAUUUGAAAUUCCCAAAUGCAAGCAAGUUAAUGCGAUCAGAAAACAAUAAUGGAAAAAAACAGUGAUAAGAGAGAAUACAGAAUAUGAGAAAUCAUGUUGACAAAGAAACGAACGGAAACGAGUGUAGUUUUACUUAUUAAUAGAUUUUUACUUGAUCGAUCUUUUUUUUAUUUGUUUCCUCAUUACAUUAGUAACUGUUAAGAGACAUUCAUUCACACGCACUGGAGAAAAAAUGCUUGCAUUUUUCAUUCGAUUGUUUAUUAUUUUCCUCUAAUCUUUUAUUUGGGAAUAUAAUCUAUACAGAUAACAUUUAUUUUACUUAAAACACUAC
This is a messenger RNA of Sabethes cyaneus, 3354 nucleotides long. RefSeq names its product eukaryotic translation elongation factor 2 (gene eEF2). The record is from RefSeq and is a predicted model, not a curated record. Bases 178 to 2712 code for a protein of 844 amino acids. NCBI's taxonomy places the organism in Eukaryota, Metazoa, Arthropoda, Insecta, Diptera, Culicidae. Gene Ontology annotation, cellular component: cytosol; ribonucleoprotein complex. Gene Ontology annotation, biological process: translational elongation. The transcript is spliced from 5 exons. Gene Ontology annotation, molecular function: ribosome binding; GTPase activity; translation elongation factor activity.